AGGUUUUUCUCAUACUCUUUGGUAUUAAAUGGUGGUACGCAAAAUAUUCUUUACCUAACGAAAGUGAAAAAAUAUUCUGGUGGGUUUAUGAAUCUACUAAAUAACCAAAAUUUAAUUAAUAUGGAAAUUACUCGCGCUACCCUUGGAAUCGCAGUCGGUAUAGCCGGAACACUAUUUCUAGGCUAUUGUGUUUACUUCGAUCAACAGAGACGUAAGGAUCCCCAGUUCAAAAAGAAGUUGAGGGAACGAAGACAGAAAGCACAACAGAAUGCAUCACGAUCUCGCACAUUAGGUGGCCCCCUGCCCGACAUGAGUGAUCAUGAAGCCAUGCAAAGAUUCUUCUUGCAACAGAUUCAGCUUGGUGAAGAGCUGCUGGCUGCAGGUGAUCUGGAAGCUGGUGUUGAGCAUCUCGGACAAGCUGUCACUGUAUGCGGACAGACACAGCAACUGUUGAGUGUACUUCAACAAACCAUGCCAGCUCCGAUCUUCCACAUGCUUCUCAAGAAGCUUCCAGAAGUUUCUGAACGUCUUCGCGCUUCAAUGAAAGCCAACAGCAGUUCUUUGCAUGAAGAUGAUGUGGAAUAAUCACAACUUGUGAGAAGUAGGUGACAUCUAGAAAUGUUGACUUCUUUACUUGGCCUAUAAAUUAAGUUUGAUUUAAUCAUUUCAUUAAAAAUUUAAUUUUCACUUACACUUAUUUUUGAAAUUACUACUGAAAAUGUUUUGCCACAUUACCGUUUUCUUUUAUAUUGUUUUAUACUAAUUUUGUUUAUAUUUUUAUUUAAUCUGUAUUGAAAUUGUAUUUCUUGCCAGCAAUAAAUCUAAAGUUGUCACAGACGAGAGAUAUUUUUUCAAAGGCCAUUUUGAAUUUGAUUGAAUGCAAACCAAAUGUAGGCAUGAAGAAGGAAAUUUGUUCAUAAUUGUGUAGAAAUUUGUUUUUUUUAGGUAACUUUAGUUUCAAAAUUGACUGUAAGUGUUAGGCUAUAACCAAAUAAAAUCCGAUUUUUAUUUAACGAAAAUGUUUUUAUUUUUUUGGGUUUUAGAAAGUAAAUUUUAUUUUACUUUUGACGGUAU
Messenger RNA from Papilio xuthus (Asian swallowtail), 1074 nucleotides. The record is from RefSeq and is a predicted model, not a curated record. Lineage: Eukaryota; Metazoa; Arthropoda; Insecta; Lepidoptera; Papilionidae.